This is a messenger RNA of Drosophila eugracilis, 2482 nucleotides long. Its product is annotated as cell wall protein DAN4. The transcript is spliced from 7 exons. The record is from RefSeq and is a predicted model, not a curated record. Lineage: Eukaryota; Metazoa; Arthropoda; Insecta; Diptera; Drosophilidae. Bases 188 to 1237 code for a protein of 349 amino acids.
GAAGCAGUCGCAGUCAGUCGCACCACCGAUCCACGAUCCACUGAUCCACCGAUCCACGCAAUUGUUGCUGUUUCUUUUCUCAAAGAGCCAACGGCGAUACUUUUUUUUUCGGCUGUUUACUAUUUUGGCCAACACGCCACACCCACACACGCCCACGUCCCACACACACGCUCGCAACAGAGACAGCAUGAGGCAGCCAAGCAGACAGCACAUCCUGGCAGCAGCGCUACUCCUCUGCAGCGCCAUCUGCCUGGUAAACGCCGUACCACUACCCCAGCCCGCCAACGGCAACAAGGAGCUGGAUGUCCUCCAAAUCCCGCUGGCCAAUGGCAAGGAAAUCGAUGUCUUGACAUUGGGCGCCAAAGACCAAGAAACAUUGAUAGCCGAUCGCAAUAAACGAACGAUUGGACUGCUGCGUGAGCUGUUCCCCGACAUCACCAAGAAUGGAGCCACCGAUACCCAGAUCGACCUAUCGGCCAUCAACAAGCAAUUGGAGGAGACUAUCCGAGUGGCCCGUCAGGUGAAGGAGGCGGAAGCUGCCGCCAACGCUGUGGCCGCCCAGUCCCUGUCCCCAUCCUCGUCCUCUGCCUCCUCGCCGAUCGCCCAGGCGCCCAUUCCCCUGAAAUCCAACGAGCCCAUCCAGCUGAGCUUCAACAACGAACUGCCCAGUGUCUCGACCUCCGCAGGUGUGAAUGACAAGGCCUUGAGCACCAACGAUCUGCAGCUGUCCGAGUCCAAGUCGCCGGCGAUCGAUGAACUGACCCUUGACUCCGCGGAGGAGACCGCCGAACUUGAUGAUCGCAACAAGAGUAAUCUGUUCAAAAGGUUCCUCAGCUUCGGCGGUGCGGGUCUGGCCGGCGGCUCAAGCGGCGGUGCAGGCGGCUCCCCCAGUGGCAAUGCCCUGGGAGCCGGCGGCUCUGGCAACUUCCUGCUGGAUGUGGUUAGGCUUUUCUCGGGCAGCGUUCAGACCCAGCAGGGCGAUGAGGCGGCCAACUCAGUGGGCGGUGGUGCCAGCAGCAGUAGCAGCGGCAGUUUGGGUGGCGAUGGAGAUGCGGAUGGCGAUAGCACCCGCAAUGCCGAUGGCUACACCGAGGGCAUUCCCGGCCCGGUCACGCGCCUUGUGGUGCUGGCCAACCGCGGUCUGGCCAAUCUGGUCCAGGACUUGAUACUGCGCGUUGCGGCCACCAGCGAGAAGUUCGUGAACUUCAAGGCCAAGCUGAUAACGGCGCUGAUCUAAGGUCAACGGUCAGCACCGGCCACGCCCUCGCCCGAAUUAGUCAAGUCACCAACCUGUACAGAGUCAAAUGCAGCAGAUCACCCUCUCUAUCUCGCUCUCCCCCUGUCUCUAUCUCUCUCUCUCUCUCUGUCUCCCCCCCAAGAAACCGCUACUUCCACCCCCCAACACAACCUUCCACACACACAUACAAGCACGGCCACGCCCACUCACUCACACGGAGACAAUACUGUUGUGCAUCAUUCGAUCAAAGAAAUUUCCCGGCAAUUUCAACAUUUUUUUAAAAAUUUUUAGCUAAUUUUUUUAUAACAAAAAACGGAAUUAGUUUGAUUAACUAAACACAAAAAAAUCAUAAAAUUAUAAGCAAAAUUGCAAAAAAAAAACAAAAAACGAAAACACAAAUCAAAGAAUUUUAUUUAUAUAUACCAAUAAAACAAAAAAAGAAAAAUGAAAGCAAAAUUAUGAAAUUAUGAAAAAAAAAAACAACAACAUGAAAAUGUAUAUGUAUAGAAAGAAGAAGAAACGCCUGAUACAAUUAUUCCUGCCCUAGUACUAUAUCUUUCUACUGUCCCGACUAUCCCAUGAUUUUCCAAUUUUUCUAUUGGCUUUUGUAAAUAUUUUGCUAUUUGCAAAUUUUCCUCACUUUUUUUCCUUAAUUUGUAAUUUGCGCCCUCGCCCCCCACAACCCAUUUCCCACUCCUUUUUUUUGUGUAUAUUUUGUGUUCUAUUAAAAAAAAUCAUGACUGUGGUGUUUUAUUUACUAUUAUUUUUAAUUAUUUUAAACGAAAACGAAACGAAGAAGAAGUCGAUAAAGAUGAAGAUGGAUAUGAAAAUGAAAAUGAAAAUGAAAAUGAAGUUGAAGUUGAAAAGGAUGAAGAAGGCGAAGAGACACGUCAAGUUUCUAUUAGAAGAAAUAUAGCCGAGCUUAAUGUUUUUUUUAUUUGCUGUUGUUGGUCAAAGAACCCCCCACCCCGAAAACACCCACAAACACAAAAACACACACACUCGCACAUCCACUGAAGCAUACUCAAUAUAUAAACCGAUCGAUCCGAUAUGCCUAUUAUAUACAUAUCUAUAUAUAUAUAUAUAGUUCCGUUCUUGUUCGACUUCCCCUGUGCCCCCCUGGAUUUGUUUGUAACUCCCCCUAAUCCUAAGCGAAUUGUGUUUUUCUCACUAUGAUUUUUUUCUAGCCUAGCUAAGUGAAACUUUCGAAAAAUGUGUAUAAAAUAAAAGUGAAAUGAUUUUAAA